AUAAACCCGCCAUGCGAGCAAACCUUCCAGUAUUGUACAAAUUACCUGUUGGUACACUAUUUUUUACCUAUUACAACAAAUCAGUUGAUCUAGAUUAAGCUUUAUACUUGAAUAAUUUAUCCCAAAUUAAAAUCUAGAAAAAUGGCAAAAUUAGACGGAGUUGGUCUCGGAUAUUCCUACCACUUGCCUUCCGGCGGCUGGCUUUUAAAAAUCCGAAACGUCCUGUCACAAUUCAGUGACUUGUUUAGCGAAUUUGAUAAAUACAUAGCCCCGGCAUAUCACCACGAUCGAUGUGAAAGAUCGGUUUAUAUGCGCUUAUAUUCGAUGCAUAAGAGGGAGUUUGUUAUGGUGUUUAUAGCAUUUUUUGCCUGUUUUGGCCUUGCACUGUUCAUAGGGAUCGCUGGGCCUCCUAUAACAAGUACAACUGAACUCGACGCUAAAACAUUGUUAAGUAAAGAUAAUCACAGUAAUUCGAUAGCGACUGGCCCUUUUAUAAUGAAGACUCCGUCACUAGUCACCUAUUCGCAGCAAUUGUGGGUCAUUGCCAAACUAUCAACGGAAAACACCGACGACGAGUCUUACGACAAGAGUUUUCUCAUUUCGGUCACAAUUGAGGGUGUAGAUGAGGACCACAAACCUGUGCCAAUCCUCGACGGCCAACACACGAGAAAUAGAACUCGUCACUUAACUUGCGAGAAUCAAAGAUGUGACGAAUUCGUUGUCCUCCACUUGGGUUUCCUGGAUUAUACGCAUUACAUAAUAACUGUGAAUUUUUACGGAUUGGAAGCCUUCCAUAAACGUUACGAAAUCAACCAAUUAACGUUCUAUUUCAAAACCUACAACCCGGCCUUUACCCAAAUCGAGAUCGGGUUCAGGUUUAUUUUCCUUUCGGCGACCUUUAUUGUCACGUGCUGGUUCGCGUGCACCCUGCGCAAGUACCCCAUGUACGACUGGUCAAUCGAGCAGAAAUGGAUGUCGCUACUGCUCCCCCUUUUGCUGGGUUACAACAAUCCGGUGUUUCCGAUGAUGUUUCUGGUCAAUUCCUGGAUUCCGGGUAUGAUCGACGCCAUCGCACAGGCCACGUUUCUGUGCGCUUUGCUUUUGUUUUGGCUGUGCAUCUACCACGGACUGAGACAGAAUGAAAGGCGGAUUCUGACAUUUUAUUUCCCCAAAGUGUUUAUAGUGGGGAUGUUGUGGCUCCCUGCCAUUAUUCUGGCCACGUGGGAGAAAUACAGCGAAUUACAAGACCCCACGUAUAAUCACGUGGUCGACACGCCCACUUUUAACACUCUCAAAGCGUUCUUUUUUAUUUUUGGGGUCAUUUAUCUCGUCUAUUUGGCCAUUUUGAUACUCAAGGCCUACACUGAAUUGCGAUCAAUGCCAUUUUUUGGAUUGCGACUAAAGUUUUUGACUUUAUUAAUGAUCGUCGUUAUUGCAAUAACUUGCGUUAUUACGGUACUACGUUUCGGUGUUGGUAUUCUUGAAGAUAAUUUCGUAGCGCAAUUAUCAACGCAUUACAACAGUUCUGCCCAAUUCAUGUCUUUCUACGGACUGCUCAAUUUUUAUAUUUAUACAAUGGCGUACGUCUACUCGCCUGCUUACAAGGCCGUUCAUGAAUUUGAUAUUACGAAAGAUAAUCCGGCGUUUUCUAUGAUAAAUGACUCGGAUGAGGACGUUAUUUACGGAUCAGAUGAGGAAAGUAAACGACCGUUAAACAGGAGCAGGAAUGAUGAUGAUAGCGAUUAGAUUUGUUUCUAGGGCUACAUACAGCCUGUUCCGUCUAAACCCUACAUUAGAAGUAUUGAAAGUUCUAAUGAAGAUAUUUAUUUGAAAGUCGGUAGUCAGCCAUAAUCCCUUGAGUUCCGCACAACGAAAAUAUUUUCAAGAUGGCGGCAUUUUCGGUUAUAUCGGAAGACGCUAUCAACUUCCUUGUUUUAAAUGGAAAAUUAUAUGUUUUACUGCGUUUUUGUAUUAAUUGAGUUAUUUUACGUCCGUUUUUAUCAUACUUAAGUUUAACCGUUUUCGAGAUAUUUGAGAUUUUUUGAAAAUUUCUGGCAUCUGUCAUUUAAAAAAUUGGUAACUCUUGAUUGCAUACAAAUUUUCAGAUGACAAUCAUUAUUAGAACCACCAAUACUUCUAAUGUGGGGUUUAGACGAAACAUCCUGUAUAUUCAAAUUUAUAAAUGUUUGAUACAUCAUCUUUUACAAAUGCAUGUUGCUAUAUUAGAUGUUGUUACUUAUUUGUUUAUUUAUUUACGUUGAGUUUAGUUUAACUGUUUGAUGUGCGUAUUUAGGUGUAAAUAAAAAAAUAAAAACGAAAAACAA
Molecule: messenger RNA, 2324 nt
Organism: Tribolium castaneum (red flour beetle)
Lineage: Eukaryota; Metazoa; Arthropoda; Insecta; Coleoptera; Tenebrionidae
Exons: 12
Coding region: 142-1746 (534 amino acids)
Molecular function (GO): toxic substance binding
Source: RefSeq, a predicted model, not a curated record